AUGCCUGACCAGCGUGGGCGUAUUAUCACGAUGCCGGCCGAGUGUGCCGCGAACCCGUUGCAGCGGGCCCUUGCGGAUGCCAUCAUCCGCAUGGUUUCGAUGGACGAGCUACGUAUACUGCUCGCUUGCGGAGCGAAGGUGAACGAACAGGUCAUCCAGGGCCUCAAGCCACUGCACUACGCCGUCUGGCAGAACAACGAGGCUGCGGUUAAUCUGCUGAUCGUACGGGGCGCCGACCUAAACGCCAUCGAUGAGGUCGGCUACAGCGCCCUUCAUCUGGCGGCAGAGCAUGGAUAUCUCGAACUCGCAACUCUGCUGUUGGAUGCAGGCUGUAAGAUAGACUACCGUGCGCCAACGGAUGAUCCCUACCCCAGGACAACGCUGUGCGAUGAACCGCUGCGGCUAGCGCUCCGCAACAAGCACUACCAUGUGGCCCGUCUUCUUCUCGAUCGGGGAGCCGAUCCGAACAAGCGCUACUUCUUCGGCUCCGAAAUCAACCUAGCGACGGAUGUGGAGAGUCUGGAGCUGCUGCUGACGUACGGUGCCAACACGGAGGCACGUGAUCGCUCCGGUAUUACACCGCUGAUGCGAGCGGUUCGCACGAACGGAAGCGUUGAUUCGGUGCUUCUUCUACUGCACUAUGGAGCCGAUGUUAAUGCCAUGACGGAUGCACGAAAUGACUAUCGGACCGUUCUUCAUUAUGCCGUUUUAUCAGGAAAUGCUUCACUUGUGACGUUGCUUUUAAAACAGGGAGCUCGGGUGGAUAUCCCAGCUCCACUGCCCGAACCGGACCGGCCUAGUCCGCUCGAUCUGGCGGUCCUCCGUGGUGAUCCAGUGUUGGUGAGAAUACUGCUCGAGAAUGGGGCCAAUGUGAAUCGGAGCAGUCCGAUCAUCGGCUCCCCGUUGCACGUGGCUUGCGCCGAUAAUAUUCCCAACAGAGUGGAAAUCAUGAAGAUGCUCUUGUUUUACGGCGCUGAUCCAAAUGUACGAGUUAUCGGGGAUGUUGCCACCAAUGCGAUUCUGCGUCCCCCGUUGGCGGAGCUGCUGGCAAGCAAUGAAAUUGUAACACCCGAGGAACUGCAUCUUCUGCUGCGACAUGGCGCGAGAGUUAUCCUGAAGACCCAGUAUCGCGAUCCAGAUGGUUUGCUGAAUUGCCUCUCCAACUUGCACCACGAAUCUCCCGCCUUCCACAUCAUCCUGGACGCUGCCGAAGAGUUCGACCCUUGCAUGAUUCGCCGAAAUCAACAGCUUACCGAUGAACAGCGCGAGGUAAUGAUCGAGCGUGCCACAGUCCCCCGUAAGCUAAAGUCCCAAAUCAGAGCUUACUACCGCCGGCUGUUCGGGCGCAACAUCUGUGAGUUCGUACCACCGCUGUUCAUACCGGAUGAGCUGAAAAGCUACCUUCUUUACGAGCAUAGUUUCUAG
Molecule: messenger RNA, 1425 nt
Organism: Anopheles coustani
Lineage: Eukaryota; Metazoa; Arthropoda; Insecta; Diptera; Culicidae
Product: ankyrin-1-like
Exons: 6
Coding region: 1-1425 (474 amino acids)
Biological process (GO): RNA processing
Molecular function (GO): protein binding; RNA nuclease activity; RNA binding
Source: RefSeq, a predicted model, not a curated record